AUGAAUCUUGCAAUUUCAGCAUGGACUAUGGAUGUUCGUGCAAAUACAAUUGCGAACUGCUUUCGCCAUUGUAAACUUCGAUCAACAGAUAACAUGACUUUUGAGAACUCAGAUGAAGGUAGUGAAAGCACUCAAGAACUCCAGAAUUUGAUCAAAGAGUUGGGUUAUCGCAAUGCAAUGGAUGUCGAAGAUGUUCUAACUCACCCAGAAGAAAAUGUAGUUGCACAGUUGUUGACUGAUGAAGAAAUUAUUGAAAGCGUUAUUGGAAUUAAUAAAGAUGAUAUCGAUGAAGAAGAUGAUGAAAGUUCUACAAUGGAGCCCCCUUCGCGAAACGAAGCUAUUAAAGUGGCAAUCACAUUGAACAGUUUCUUGUUGAGCUAUGAGAAAACAACACUAGAAGUUCUUACCAUGCUAAGGAAAAUUAGAGACGAGAUUCAAGGUCCAACAAUAUCAAUCCCGAACAAUCUUGGCGUACCCAUUGGACAAACAAAGUACUCCGAGAGUAACCCGAGUCCACCACAAAUUCCGAAGAAACCUAAUAACCCACCCGCCCGUAGGCACGUCGGUGAAAUUACUAAUAAAACCUGUUUGCCUCAAAGAUCCAACCCAGGUUUCCCUAGGUCUCCUAUCAUUGCCCACUAG
Helianthus annuus (common sunflower) is the source of this 642-nucleotide messenger RNA. RefSeq lists its product as uncharacterized. NCBI's taxonomy places the organism in Eukaryota, Viridiplantae, Streptophyta, Magnoliopsida, Asterales, Asteraceae. The record is from RefSeq and is a predicted model, not a curated record. The coding region runs from base 1 to 642 and encodes 213 amino acids. The transcript has 2 exons.